UUGAAACGAGACUCGGAAUCAGUAUAUGGUUUCUUGAAACAGAAUCUAUAUACCAUCUCAUUUGGACCACCUGCAGUGAAAUCUAAGCACAUGAAUGUACUCAGUAGAACAUUUUUAUCCAGGAAGAUCAGAACCCCACGAGAUCUAGAGAGUCAAAAUAUUCAUCUAAAAUCCGAGAAAAUCGAAGACUUUCCCGCCGGAUACCCGCGGUUUUGUGCAUUGAUUAGUUCCACCAACUCGUUGCAGCUCUACCGGAGAUUUUCCAUCCUGCGGUCGCGGGACCUUUUGUUGAAACAAGAUCGAUUGUCGAUUCUAGAGAAAAGACUCCAGGAUCUUGAUCUUAGGGAAGAGAAGCCCUCAUAUCUCGGCAGCUGUCGUCGCGACCUCAAUAAUGAGCGUCAAGCAGUCCUGUCUGACAUAUCAAAGGCUUUGUUCGACUAUGAUCAAACUCUACUCAGAAAUUCUCGAAUCGCCGACUUGAAGCAUGCCGGGCCUCGUCAAGUCGUCACCCUACGGAACUGGAUCGAGGGCAAUGCAUGUGUAUCUCGUAGUGAGACCGAUUUUCUGCAACACGACGGAGACUUGAUAGCUCUUUCAUCACCCAAAGAUGAAACCUUGGCCUGUCUGGAAGAAUGGGUGGAGGACAGACUGAUUAGCCUUUUCACGCGAUCUUACAAAAAUCAAUGCCAGGCGCUGUCCGAUGACCCAAUGGUGUAUAUUCCCCAUGGAAUAUUGGCUAUUAUUCUGGCCCGGGCAUUGCUUGGAACCUUCGUCGUGAUUCUGAUCAUGGUCCCUGUCCUGAUCUGCAAUUUCCUUUUGAGUGUGCUGUUACGACUCGUCGUAGUCAGCUUGGCGACAACGGCAUUUAUUGCAUUCCUAUCAGGGGGCACCCAUGCCAAGACCAUUGAGAUAUUGGCUGCAGCUGCUGCAUACGCGGCUAUCUUGACGGUCUACGUUACGCAAAGUUGAUCUGGUGGUGGCUCAAUGACGCGUUUAGCAGUCUGUACUCGAGACCUAGUGGAGUACAGUACAGAUGUUGAGACUAUCCCUACCCGACCUGUCUAAUAUUCUCGCUUGCGGGGCAGCGUUAAGUAGAGAUGUAUAUAUAAUACAUAUGCGCAACGAGCGCCAACCUUGCUUAGAGAAAGAAAAAAAAGCUCC
Molecule: messenger RNA, 1161 nt
Organism: Aspergillus aculeatus ATCC 16872
Lineage: Eukaryota; Fungi; Ascomycota; Eurotiomycetes; Eurotiales; Aspergillaceae
Exons: 5
Coding region: 91-969 (292 amino acids)
Source: RefSeq, a predicted model, not a curated record